AUGUCGUCGUCGCUGAUGAGAAGAGAAAUUGUUUGUUUGAUACUUCAGUUCUUGCGUGAACACAACUACAAUGACACUAUUCACACAUUGGAAAAGGAGUCAGGAGUUUUCUUCAAUAUGACCUACUUUAAGGACAUUGCGGCAAAUGGUGAAUUGGAUGAGGUUGUGAAGUAUUUGCCUGGCUUUACAAAAUCCGAUGACAAUGAAUACUCAAGACUCAUGUUCUUUGAGAUUCGUAAGCAGAAGUACCUUGAAGCACUAGAUCGAGGCGAUAUAGCGAAGGCUGUGGAAAUUCUUAAGGAAUUGAAACGCUUCUCCGAAUUUGAUGACACAACUGUCAAGGAUCUUACGUAUCUUUUGACUUUGGAAAACUUUAGCCUCACGAAGCAGUAUUCAAGACAGGUAAUGCUUGAAAAGUUAAAUAACUGGGUGCUGAAAAACCCAGUCUUUCAUGACAAACUUCAGUUUCCUAAUCUAGAUGAUUCAAGGCUGACGACAGUAAUCAAUCAGAGUUUAAAUUGGCAGCAUUAUAUGUGCAUUAGUCCAAAGCCUUACCCUGAUAUAAAAACCCUCUUUAUGGACCAUAGUUGCGAGCCACCUAAUGUCAAUUGUGAUCCUUCUGCAGUAACUAAAAAUAUCGGGUUUUUCACCAAGGAACCUGUGAUAUUCACAUCUGCUUCAAGUUCAAACACUAGAAUUAAUGUUGGGAUUGCAGAUGGAAGGGUGCAACUUUUUCCAGAUGCCAGGCAGAAUGGAGAUACUCAAUUUUUGCCAUGUGUGAAAUCAAGAGUCAUCGAUGAGUCACAGAAAUAUAAGAUCUGGCGGCCAAUUGUAAUCAAUCAAUCGUCUGGACUUCGUGCCUUGCGACUUCAAGAUAGUCUUUCACCAGAAAAGGUUGUUAAGUUGAUGUAUACACAUGCAGGAUCUGCGAUAAUAGCAUUGGCUAAUAAUGCCAUGCACAAAGUAUGGAAGUGGCAGAAAAAUGAGAAAAAUCUAAGUGGAAAGGCAACUAGUGCUGUGCCACCACAAUUAUGGCUGCCAUCUAAUGGCAUAAAGAUGAGCAAUGACAUCGAGAAGAUAAACAAAGAAAAUGCCCUUCCAUGUUUUACUCUUACGAAAGAUGAUGCCCAUCUUUUGUCAGCAUCAGGGGGGAUGGUUUCCUUAUUCAUGAUGCAGUCGUUUAAGGUAGAAUAUACAUGCUGCCCCCCACCUCCUGCAGCAACUUGUCUUGCCUUCCAUCCAAAGGACAAUAACAUUAUUGCAAUCGGCAUGGAUGACUCUUCAAUUCUUGUCUAUGAUAUCAAGUUUGCUAAGGUUAAAAACAAGCUAACCGAUCACCAACAUAAAGUUACUGGCCUUGCAUUUUCUGUUGUUCUUAAUGUGCUUGUAUCAUCUGGAGCUGAUGCUCAGGGAAUAAAUAUGAGGAAAACCAAGAAAACGGAUCCAGGUCGCAGUGAUGCUUCGAAUGCACAAGAUGCUCCAACUGCACCUGAAGCUUCUAACCCAAUAGUUGCUACUUCAAGCGCUCCAUGUUUAGAUGUUGCAACAUUGGAGCAUAUGAUCCAGGAGACUGUUAAUAGAGCUUUAAGGAGAACCCCACCAGAAAGUACAAGUACUCCGGUGACAACAGUGAUGACCAAUCCCCCAGAAUUUAGCGGCACUAAUGAUCUAGUUGUAGUAGAACAAUGGAUAAAGUUGGUGGAGAAAGCUACUGCUGUAUUUCCUAUGAUAGAUCAAGAGAAGAUCUGGUAUGCUACAUACCUAUUGAGAGGAGAUGCUAUGACAUGGUGGGAGCUUAUGGAGCAGACUCAAGAUACCACCAGUCUCACUUGGUCAGGGUUCAAGGAAUUGUUUGAGAAGUAG
Pistacia vera is the source of this 1863-nucleotide messenger RNA. Its product is annotated as topless-related protein 4-like. Gene Ontology annotation, molecular function: protein binding. The transcript is spliced from 13 exons. Lineage: Eukaryota; Viridiplantae; Streptophyta; Magnoliopsida; Sapindales; Anacardiaceae. Gene Ontology annotation, biological process: regulation of DNA-templated transcription. Bases 1 to 1863 code for a protein of 620 amino acids. The record is from RefSeq and is a predicted model, not a curated record.